Molecule: messenger RNA, 763 nt
Organism: Eremomyces bilateralis CBS 781.70
Lineage: Eukaryota; Fungi; Ascomycota; Dothideomycetes; Eremomycetales; Eremomycetaceae
Exons: 2
Coding region: 258-656 (132 amino acids)
Source: RefSeq, a predicted model, not a curated record
GGACAGCGUCAUUUCUUGGUGACAUGGCCUUUAGAUUAUGCCUGAAUCCAAGGGCUGGGACGAAAUUCAGUUGAUGCCAAUCACCCCGUGAAGCAAACACGUGCGGAACAUUCUGGCGUCAGAGGUACAAACACGGCCCGGAAAGCUUAUGCGACGGAUCAUAUCUCUCCCUCUACCGUGCCGGACUUAUCCGCAUCGUACAUUUUAAGGACAUCGUCCCACCAAGUUUGUAUGUCGAUCAUGGAAAGAGGUGGGCUAUGAGAAGGAUUUGGGAAGCCAACCAACCGCGACGCGGAUGGAAGCGCUCGGUUACCUCCGUCAGCAAAUCAAAAAAUUUGUGCGCCUUGCAGGGCCCUUCGCUGUCCGUCACAAACAAUGGAUGGCGAAGGUUGUCUGAACGUGCCUCUGCCUCUGCUCGUUCCCAUGUGAUCGACCUUCUAGCGCUAUUCCACGCUUUAUUCCACGCGAGUCUCUGCGUCUUCCCGAUUCCCACCGACCUGGAUCCAGGAGAGAUGUCCGAUCCGACUCCACUGUUUUUUGAACUCAAUCUUCAAUCUUUGUGCCGUGGUUGCUCUACACGCGGAUGUCGCGUAGAUACACGUUCGAAUUCAAGGUGCUUCGUUAUUGAACCUGAUAUUAUCUCUCCAAACUUGUAACACUGAUUGCCCCGAUCAAUAUAUCUCCUCUUUCCACCUCUUCUGCAAGAGGCACAUCUUUCCUGCCUUUCCUGCCGGUUACCACAUCUAACCGACGUGCCCACGCU